Molecule: messenger RNA, 1674 nt
Organism: Plectropomus leopardus (leopard coralgrouper)
Lineage: Eukaryota; Metazoa; Chordata; Actinopteri; Perciformes; Serranidae
Source: RefSeq, a predicted model, not a curated record
CUUUUCUUUGCAGCUCCGGUCCGUCAAAUCCAAGUUCAGCAGGUAGAAAACAGGAUCACCUGCAGCUCAGAGGGGGUCUACCCUGAACCUGAACUCACCUGGUCCACAAACCCUCCAUCCAACCAGACCCUCCAGAACAAAACCAGAGUCCAGCAGACUGCAGAGCAGCUCUACAACAUCAGCAGCUCUCUGAUAGUUUCAGAGACUGAUCUGGACUACAGCUGCACCGUCAGCACUCACAGAAACCAGAAGACAGCCACUUCCUUUAAACAAACUUCUAUCAGUAGUUCAGACGCAGAAACAACAAUCCCCUGCACGUCCUCAAAGGUUUCCCCAACAGACCUCAUCUGGAGGUUCAACCACAGUCAGGUCGUCCUGCACCGGAGCGGGGCCGACGACCGCUACACGGCGUCAGAGGAGUGGAGGCAGCAGGUGAAGAGCGUGUCUGAAUCAGGAGACCUCACACUAAAGGACUUAACGGACAAACACGAGGGGAUUUACAGCUGCGAGCGCAGCGAUGACGAGGAGACAUACGUGACCAACACCUUUCUGAGGCUAGAGACCAGACCAGGUCCAGGCUCCCCUAAUGUUGCAGGCACCGUAGUUGGAGUGAUAGUUGCAUUAAUUUCUCUUGUAAUAGUCUGCGUGACACUCUACAAAUGCAAGCACAAAAAGUCAAAAAAGACAGAAACAAGAGACAGAACAGACCCAUCAGAAGGUGAAAGUUUAAACAAACACCAAAAUGAUGAAGAAAAUAAAUUGUGAAGAAAUGAAAAACUGAGAUGAAAAACACGUCAUGUGACCUGCAGCUCUGACUGUGACGACACGAACGAACCUGAGAAGUUAAAUAAGCUUAAACGGAGCUGGAGGUGAACGGACCUCUCCACGCGGAAAUGAAGGAUGAAACGACGCUCAGGUGCACUGAUAUUUUAGGGAAGGAUUUCCAUUGCUUCACUGGAAACUCAAGGUGGCAACGCCAAAAAAACAAAAAACAAGCUGGUGGCUGAAAUAAUCUGAAGUUUGAGCGGGAACGUCGGAGAAGUUUUUAUCCAAACUGAUAAAUGAAGGACGAGGACACUUUGACUCUGUCCUGUUGCUGAGCUACGGUACGAUUAUUUUAUUUAUUUAUUUUGUGGGAGACUUUUGACUGUGAAGUUCGGCCUGCUGUUCCUCCUCCUCCUCCGUCUUUGUGCUCCACAGGAGGAAAAAAAAUGGUAAAGAAGUCAUUUUUUUAAAAAGCACACACCAAAAAAGGAGGAAAAAGUGACUACUGUGGUUUGUCCAUAAAAACAGAAGUUGUAUAAAUAAACUUCGAGUCACCGUUAGCUGGAUUUUUACAGCUGAAUCAUCCGUGUCAUUUGGACAUCUCGUAUAAAUAGACAAUCAAUGAUAAUUAUGUAUAUAUAUAUAUAAAAGGUUAAAUCUGACAAAAAUCAACACUACGUCAUUUGAAGUCGUGUCCACUUGCUCUAACACGACUCAGUCUUUAGUUGUAAAAGUCCAGUGUGUAAAAUUUUGGGAGAUUUAGUGGCAUCUAGUGGUGAGAGUCUGUUUUUGAUUUGUCCGUUCUGGGCUACUGUAGAAAGACGGCGGCGCAAACAUGGCGAUCACCAUGAGCUUAAUUUAUAGAGCACUUCUCAUACAAUGAAGGCAGCUCGAAGUGCUUCACAAAAA